AUGCAUAAACUUAUCCACUCUAAUACUCGCUUGCUGAAGGCUGUUUCCUCUCAACAAUGUGCCUUCUCUACAUCCGUUUUGCGAUUCCAAAAGGCUGUUGAAGGUUCCGUUCCAACCAAGCCAGUCCAAACACCAAGCACUAGUGAAGAAUUAGUCAAGGAUAUUUUGAAUAAUAACGCUGUAGGAAAAAUUGCUGAAGCUGUUGAAUCCUACGAAAAACUCAAGAAGAUGAAUAAGAAUAUUGAAUUGAAAACUUUGAACACUAUUUUGAGUUCGUUCGCUUCUAAAAAUCUUCUUUUCAAAUGGUUUAAACCAUACAAAGAUUAUGUGGAUAUGUAUGUUGAAGCUGGUAAAUUCAGACCAAAGGAAAGAUUAGAGGAAGCUAAGAGAGUUUUUGAUGAUAUUUACAAGUACCACCAACAACCUGAUAUUGUCUCUUAUAAUGCUUUGAUGAAGGUACAACUUUCUACGGAUGACGUUUUGAAUGUUUUUGAUACUUUCAAUCAAUUACAAUCUUCUGGAGUUACUCAAUCACCAUUAUACAGAGAACAAUUGUUGACCACAUUCGGUACACUUUUGAGAGCUUGUUCUAUGCUUGAACAAACACAAUUAGCUGAAGAAAUUUACUUCUUUGCUCUCCAAGAACUCAUCAAGGAUAGAUUGGCAACAUCACACGAAAAGCCAUGGAAAUUAUCUGAUAGUGUUUCAUAUUUAACAUUGUGUAAUACUAUGUUGGAUGUUUAUGCUGAAGCUCGUGAUCCAUUUGCUUUCAACUUUUUCGAUCAAAUGGUUGCUAAUUCUUCAGCAGCUCACUACUCGAAUCAAAACAUUGAAAAAUCUCGUUAUAAGAGAUCACCAAAGUUGUUGGGUUCUCUCAAUGGAAUUACAUUCAAUACUUAUGCUAAGGCUUGUUUAUUUUUGGAUCAAAGAAUUAGACUUGUUGAAAUGGCUGAAAGAAUGAGAGUUGAAGGUGUUCUUCAAUCUGAAUUGAGUCAACCUGUUAGACUUGAAAUUAAGCAUGCCCUUGAAACUUAUACUGAACAAUUCCACAAACAACAUAGAUCUGAAUUAUUACCAGAAGGUCCACACGAUUUGAUUGCUUCUGAUCUUUUCUACGAUUUGAGAGAUUUCCUCAUUAUUGAUCCAGAUGAAGAAGAUAAUGCUGCUUGGGGUAGAGAAGUUGAUACUCGUGACUUUAAGUUUAUGAAAUUCUUGAAGCCAACUCAAGAUUUGUACAAGAUUGAUUUAGGUGAUUCUUUCAAAGAACGUAAAUAA
Molecule: messenger RNA, 1275 nt
Organism: Naegleria gruberi
Lineage: Eukaryota; Heterolobosea; Eutetramitea; Acrasida; Naegleriidae
Exons: 2
Coding region: 1-1275 (424 amino acids)
Molecular function (GO): protein binding
Source: RefSeq, a predicted model, not a curated record